Echinops telfairi (small Madagascar hedgehog) is the source of this 4948-nucleotide messenger RNA. RefSeq names its product cilia and flagella associated protein 251 (gene CFAP251). Lineage: Eukaryota; Metazoa; Chordata; Mammalia; Afrosoricida; Tenrecidae. The record is from RefSeq and is a predicted model, not a curated record. Gene Ontology annotation, molecular function: protein binding. The coding region runs from base 1766 to 4948 and encodes 1060 amino acids. Gene Ontology annotation, cellular component: sperm flagellum. The transcript has 17 exons.
AGCCUUGGUGGUGCACUGAUUCAAGCCGCCGGCUGCUGACUCAGAAAUUGGCAAUUUGAACCCACCAGCCAUGAGUUCAGACUUUCAGGGUAAAGGCCUGGUGAUCAACUUUUAUAAAGACGACAGCCCUGGAACCCCGAUGGGGCAGAUCUACUGUGUCCUAUAGGGGGUUGCUAUGAUUUGAAAUCCAUGGCAGUGGAUAGACAUAGUAAUCAGUUUAUCAACAUUGGAGUUUUGGUUAGUGACAGCUGAGUUGAUUGCUACCACUGGUAACCCCAAAGGGGUAGGGUGGGGUCUCUUAAAAUGGUCAAAGCGCUGUGAGACGCGUGCUGAGCUUCCCUUUGACUUAAAACAGUCCCCAAAACCAAGCAGGCUUUUUAAAUAGAAAUUUUUAAUGUCACAGCGAUGCAUACGCCAGAUGCAACCAUUUUUACAAUUCAGUGACAUGUAUUCCCCUGUAGGACUUUGAGAUGGGGGGCUGGGUGAUAGGGACCUAAGCUAACUAAAGUUCAACACGGAAAGCCUGUGCGAGGAGACGGGAGGGCCCGAAGGGGUGUUGCCCCGGGAGAAUGGAACGUGCCUAUUUUUAGUGGGCUUCUGGCAAAGUUUACUUUUAUAAAUUCAACUUUCGUCAAGUUUUCACUAAGAUUUGGCAGUAUUGGCCACUACGGCGCCUCCCCCUGGGACCGACAGGGGGCGUGCUGGCCUCGCUCGCAGACACGCUCUGAGCACGUGAUCCAACGUCAACCUUGCUUUACAGCCUGUCGCAAGCGGCGGCGGCGGCGGCAGUUACCAUGGGCACUGGGGCUUGGGUGGCAACCGUAACUAAGGAGCCUUUGGAUCCCUGGACGUCUGCUGGGAGGGUCAAGGAAUUUCAGGUAACGGGAGGCCCCAGAGAAGGCGUUCUCUGUGAGUCUGGGUUUCCAGGACAAGAAAAAAGGGGACUCCCACAGACCUACAACCCGCCGCCACCCCUGGGGGUCCCCACUGGGCUUGGACAAGGUCUGGAGCAUUUAGAAGGGAACUGAAACUUGAAGUCCUUUUUUAAGUGCGUGAACCGAGUCAUAAAGAUGGCUGCUGCUUCUUAGCGCUGUGAAUGGGACUCAGUCCCCUCAACUCUGCGAACCGCAGACUCUGCCUAGUACGGAAUAAACCAGCGCGUACAUAUGUUUCAAGGCUCUGCCAUCAGCGCUGACAUCCAUGACCUCCCAUUGCUGGAGCCAAAGGUCCGGGAACGUGUUGAGUAGGUUGUGAACGACAACCCCGUCCUCUGGGAUCCUCCUUUUUAGUUUGGGAGCAAGUAAGACUGAGGUAAAGAGACCUGCCCAAGAUUGCUGAGCAAGUGAAAGGUGUAACUUGGUGAGAUUCACCCCUGGGAUAGGCUGUCUGCAAAGCCCGGCUCUUAUCACUCAGCUAUUACUCUUAUGCCCAUUGUUAUAUAUGUGACAAAUGCCUACAUAGUGCAUUCUGCUGCCUGUGAGAAUGUGAAUUUAUUAAUUUUUUAUCGUGUGAAUAUAUUUAAAAUAGGGUGAGGGGCUACAAUUAUCCCUAAAAGAUGACCGACCCAGAGAAUCAAUAUGUGUAUGAGGUUUAGAAUGGGCUCUCCUGACAUAGGCUACUCUUUUUAUCCCCGUGGGAAAGAACUUGAGCUGGUAUGGCACAUUUUAUGCAUAAGUUGUUGUGCCAGGAAAUUAAAAUGAAAAACAGUGGGGCCUAUUCAUUGUGAUUGUCGAUUUUUUUUCUAGAGAAAACUGUAUAGGUAAGCAUGUCAGAUGCAAAAGAAAGCCCACUCGAAGAAACAGACAAAGAUGAAGAAGCAGAAACAGAAGACUAUAAUCCAAAUGACCGAAAGAGAGAAGGAGAAGAUGAAGAAGAAGACAAUCCUAAUUACAAAGGAGAAGAAGGAGAAGACAACCCAAAUUACCAAAAGAUAGAAGAACGAGAAGAAGAGUAUGAUCAGGAUUUCCAACAGGUAAAAGGAAGAGGAGGAGAAGGAGAAUAUAAUUCAAAGUACCCAAGAAUAGAAGACGAGGGACAAGAUGAAGAAGACCUCCCAAAUUACCAAAAUACAGGUGAAGAAGAAUUCAAUGCAAAUGACCAAACAUUAGAAGAAGGAAUAGAAGAAUAUAGUUCAGAUUACGAAAAGGCAGAAGGAGAGGAAGAAGGCCCAGAUUAUCCAAAGGAAGAAAGCGAAGACUAUAAUCCAGAUUACCAGAAGGAAGAAGACUAUAAUCCAGAUUACCAGAAGGAAGAAGACUAUAAUCCAGAUUACCAGAAGGAAGAAGAUUAUAAUCUAGAUUACCAAGAAGGAGAAGAAGAGGGGGAAGAAUAUAAAACACAUUACCAAAAGGUAGAAGAAGAAGGCAAAGAAGAUGAAGAAGACUAUGCAAAUGACCAAAAGGUGGAAAAAGGAAGAGAAGAAGAAAACCUGAUCUCGGACAAAGCGGGCAGGUUCGCACAGAGGAAAUUGCAGGGGAAAGCAGCUAGAGCCAAGGAAAUGGAAGGACUGAAUGAAGAAGGGCUGAAGGAGGAGCUUACAGGAGAUGAAGUCAUCCGGGUGCCCCCCAAAAUCACCAAGGCUAUGAUAAGUUUUGAGCGACUUGUGCUUCCUGGUUCUCAUUCAAGCCUGCCGGGAGCUUCCACCCGUAGCAGCAGUGGGCCCACGCUGUCACUAGACCCAGAAGAUGCCCGAUUGCUUGAGCUUUCACAGGCUGAACUCUCUGAUUUUGAGCCAGACCUUUCUGAGGACCAGCUGCCCCCGGAUAAGCUCGGAGAGAAACCCAAUGAGGCAGAAGCCCAGACGGGAGGAGACCGGAGGCAAGAAAAGCAAGUGUCAUACAUGAAACACGGAGGAAAGGCCCACACCUCGGCCCAGUCCCUGGUGUCCAGCACCACAGAUGAUGCUUUGUUUAAAAAGCAAGACAGUGCCAAAGUCUUCCCCUUGCUUCUGGCCACCGCCACUGUCUGGUUUGUGUCUGCGCCCGGGCCUGUGCCGGGUAUUGUCUAUGCAGGCCGGCCUCCAGACCACUGCAGCCGAGCCAAUCAGCACAAGAAUGGCCACACCAACGUUAUCUCCUGCCUCUGCGUCAGCGAAGACAGGCGGUGGAUUGCCACAGCCGAUAAAGGACCCGACUGCCUGAUCAUCAUAUGGGACUCCUACACCGGUAUCCCUGUGCACACGCUGUUUGACAGCUGCCCAGACGGCAGCGGCAUCCGAGCCAUAGCUAUCACCCACGACGCCAAGUAUCUGGCCACCAUCUCAGACGGCAGUGUCCAGAAAAUUUGCAUCUGGAAGUGGACCUUGGCCGUGGAGACACCUGCAUGCAUGCUGGAACUUAACAAGGACUACGGUGUCCAGAGCUACCUUACUUUUAAUCCAACGAACAAUAAAGAGUUGGUGAGCAACAGCAAAACACAGGCCGUGUAUUAUUUCUGGCACGAGGAGAAGAAUGUACUCGCGCACAGUGCCCCGCUCCUAACGGAAAAAACAUUCAACAAGCUUGUGGGAAAGUUCAGCCAGUCCGUCUUCCACCUGAAUCUCACCCAGAUCCUCUCAGCCACUAUGGAGGGCAAGCUAGUUGUCUGGGACAUCCACCGGCCCCCCCCAUCUGCCACCACCUUCCUGGGCUUUCCCUACAUCAAACCCUGUAAACUGGUUCACCUGCAGAAGGAAGGCAUCACUGUGCUCACCACCGUGGACAGCUACAUUGUCAUCGGUGACAUCAAGGGGAACAUUAAGUUCUACGACCGUUCCCUGUCCAUUGCCAACUGGUACAGCCACUUAAAACUGAGCGCCAUACGGACACUGUCCUUCUCCAAGACCCCUGCCCCUACUUCUGCUGAAAAAUCCAGCUACCCCCAAGAUUCCACCUUAAAAGGUGACCUUUUCAUCAUGAGGAACUUUAUCAUCUCCACGUCUGAUGCCACGGUGUACCACCUCACGGCAGACGGCACCAAACUGGAGAAGUUGUUCGUGGAGCCAAAGGACGCCGUCUACGCCGUCUCCUGCCACCCCUACCAGCCCCUCCUGGCCAUCGGGAGCCUCUGUGGGAUGAUCAAAGUGUGGGAUUAUGAGGCCAAAACCUACCUCUUCAGCAGGGUCUUUGAGAAGGGCCUGGGCAUCCAGAGUCUGAACUACAACCCGGAAGGAGCCAUCCUCGGAGCUGGCUUCACACAGGGGACAGUUUACAUUCUCGACGCCAUGUCCUUAGAGAAUGCAACCAAGGAGCCUUUCCGAUACUCCCGAAGCAGCGUGACUCACAUAAGCUUCUCCCAUGACUCCGAGUACAUGGCCACUGCGGAUGUCCGUUUCACCGUCUCGCUCUACCGGGUGGUCGUCAAGGAGGGCCUGAGGGUCUGGGAGUACUUGGCCAGACUUCGUUCGCAUCGCAAAAGCAUCUGCAGCCUCCUGUUUGGGGUGCACCUGGACAGCAACGAGCCCCGGCUGCUGAGCCUCGGGAGAGACCGGCUCUUGAUCGAGUACAAUCUCCCCAAGACCUACAAAGACCACCUGGAAGUCCUGGACAUUCACCGCACUGACCAGGGCAGCCACCCCACCUGUAUGGUCUGGUACCCGCCGCUCACCAAGGAGCUCUUCCUGCUGAUCUGCAACAGCAGCUACAAAGUGAUGCUCUUCAACUCCACCACGAAAAUGUGCCGAAAGACACUUCUGGGACCGACAUAUGGUUCCCCCAUUGAACAGGUUCAACUGCUCCCUGUGAAAACCGCUUUCGAGCUUCAGAAACGCUACUUGGUGUUUAUUAACAAAGACAAGGUUGGGCUCCAGAUCUUACCAGUGGAUGGCAAUCCACAUAAGACGUCGGCCAUGAUUUGCCACCCCAGUGGGGUGGUCGGGAUGACCCUUUCCUACGACGGCUGCUAUGCCUUCACGGCAGGAGGAGAAGACCACUCGGUGGCCCAGUGGGAAAUUAACCUAAGGUCCUCCUAG